Messenger RNA from Cinara cedri, 5182 nucleotides. NCBI's taxonomy places the organism in Eukaryota, Metazoa, Arthropoda, Insecta, Hemiptera, Aphididae. The record is from the annotation of a GenBank genome assembly.
UAAAAAUAAAAGUGCAAAGAUUAUACGCUUGUGUAUAAAUAUGUGACAAGUUACAAAUAUAAUGUAUUCAUUUUCCCCCAAAAGUCAAGCACUAAAUUCACCUAUAACAAUAAUUUUAAUGAUUUACUACAAUUUUACGGAGGGAGGGGAAAUGAUGUUUACCAUGUAAAUGCGUAUUAUUUAUGUUUAUCUGUCAUUUGGCUCUCAUUGUUUGCACAUAUAAAUGAUAUCGGCACAAUUAGGUAGGUAAUUCCUACUGUAAUUAUUAAAUAAAACGAAAUGCAUAGAUUUCAGUGUUAUACCUAAUAUAGCGAAAAAUUGAUUUACUCGUAACUUAUUUGAAAACAUUAAUAAUUUUUUUCUAUAAUAAUUAUAUUCUGUAGUUUUCAAUUGUACAACAGUUUGUCUGAAUAUUUCCAAUGUUAACGAUAACACGUAAGUAUCUUCGAAUAUUUUUACUCUGAAAAUGUACAAACGUUCACCUGCAGCCUAACUAUUUUAAAAUUAUUAAUAGUUUUACAAUUUGUUUGCUUAGUAGGUUAUUGCAGGCAUAAAAAUAUAGGAAGACACAUUAUUAUAAAACAUAAUUUUAAAAAAAAAAAAACAAUCACCAUAUUUAAUUCUACUUCACUUUCCCUAUUCCCCAUAAGAAAUUCCACAAAUACACGAAUAUUAUGAUCAUCUCAUUUUUUCCGAGGUUUUAUCUCUGCGUCUUGUUUUUUGUAGAAACCCGUAUGCGCAAUUAUUUUCCGUUACGGUCGUACGAUCAGUUAGGAUGGCGAAUUUGUUUUCGAUUAUCCGGGUACUUUGUACUCGUGUGCAUAGUGUUUUUUAUGAUUACACUGGAUUUUGGGAAAUGCUACAAGACCAAAGAUUUAAACAAAAGACUUAACAACGCACUGUCGAGACUCGAGAAUUUGCGCACGGACAAUGCCGAAUUGGACGCUCAGCUGGUGGAAUUACAAAACCAGUAAAUUAUAUUAUGUAUACUUGUAACUGUUCACAAUAUUUGUAUAUACAACUUUUCUUGAUAAAAACGGUUUUCACAUGGUUAUUUGGAAUACAAAAUAAUAUUAAUGAGUAUAUCAAAUUUAUCAGUUUAUUCAAAAUUUAAUAUGAGAUUUUCAACCAAAACCCAGAAAAUCAAUAACCUUAUAUACAAAUAUUGUGUACCGUACCUACACAAACGAAAAAAUGAUAUUUUAUAAAUUAUUCAUAUUAUUGUUUCAAUUAUUAUUUUAAUAUAAUAUUAUUAACGGUGAACAGUGGCACCGAUCACCUAAUUUAUCUAUGACAUAGAUAAAUAUACAAUAAUAUAUGUCAUAGUAGAUUUUGUUGCUGGGAGGGGCCUGUUGUGGGCCAGAAUUUGAUUUUUAAAAUUUUUUUUUUUAAAAAUGACUUACAUAUUGAAUUAUGUAGGUGCUUUGAUUCACAAUUGUUAAAUUGAAAACAAAUUGGGGGGCCCCUUGAUAUACGAUGUCUAUAUUUUAAACACUUAGGCACCACUAACGGUGAACCGAUUACUUCAAAGUUUUGGGAACAAACAUUAUGUAUCAAUACAAAUUCUACAAUAUUAGGAUUUAUAGUAAUAUAAUAUGUUUUGUGUUUUUUUUUUUUAGGAUAAGAAUCCAGACCGAAAAAGUACUUAUGUAUAAUAAACUCACUGACUGAUUCGUGUAAACAAAAUACACUUUUUAUUUUGAAAUACUCGUAUAUUUAAUACUUUGAAGCAUUAAAGUUUUUUUUUUUUUAAAUAUAAUAUAGUAAAACAAAAUAUUACUAACUCAAAAACAUUACAAAUCGUAAUGAAUUUAAAAAAAUAAAAAAAAGAGUAUUUCAAAGUAUUACUUAAGGUCGGUAACAAUAAGUGUUUAUAAUAAUUAGCUCAUCAUCCUGUAAACAGAAUGCUAAAAACGCCGUACCGGUCGCCCCGUCUAAAGAAUACGAAAUUCUACGGCGUCGUAUAUUCUCGAAUACAAAAGAAUUUUGGUAUUAUAUAAAUUCUGAACUGAAAUCAUUGGGAAAACAAGUGCAAGGCGUAGAACGCAUCGGUCAUAUGGAAAUCUCGGUCGGCGAACGCUACAGAUCAUUACUGAAAGACAUUUCCGAUUUGACCAAAGUAGACGACUAUGCGACUUGGAGGCAAGAAGAAUCUGAAAAUUUAAGCAGUUUAGUUCAAAACCGGUUAGACGAUCUACAAAAUCCGGCCGAAUGUUCCAAAGCAAAACAACUAGUUUGCAAUCUUAAAAAGGUAUGUUUGCGAUUAAAAAUUACAGUAGUAUAAAUCAUAUUUAUUUGAAUACAAAAUAAUAUAUAAUAUUGCAGAAAUGUAGUUUCGGGUGUCAACUGCACCAUAUUGUUUACUGUUUCAUUGUCGCCUAUGCGACACGUAGAACGUUCGUUCUGGAUUCUGAAAAUUGGUCAUAUGCUGCUAAAUGGCAAAAUAUUUUCUUUCCAUUAAGUGACACUUGUUCUUUUUCAGUAAACCGUACAAUUGUCGAAUGGUCCGGUAAUUUUCAAUUAUUUAAAUUGCACAAUUUUUUUAUUUGUGAUAUUAUCUAUUAUAAUAAUAAUGAAUUUUAGGAAUAGAUGAUAAAUAUGCUCAAGUUAUUUUUUUACCUAUAAUCGAUGAACUCCGUAAUAGACCGUCUUAUCUGCCUCAAAAUAUACCUUAUGACUUGGCAUCGCGAUUAAGUACUUUACACGGAGACCCAAUAGUUUGGUGGAUAGGCCAAUUUCUCAAGUACCUAAUACGACCUCAAGCCAUAACUAGUAGACAAUUAGACGAGUAUGCGAAAAAAGUCAAAUUUCAAAAACCAAUAGUUGGGUGAAUCUAAAAUAUUAGUUAUUAUAAACUUAUGAUGUAUUUGUGUAUUCAUCUUAAACCAUAACAACAAGAAAACAUCAAUUUAAAAAAAAACCGAUGUUACUUACAACAUCAAAAUUUAUAGAUAUUUCUAUAAUAAUAUUCUUUUAAAUAUUAAAAAAAAUAAAAAUAAAACACUAUAUUAUGAUUAUUUAAGUGUGAAAAUGGGGCGAGGGAGUGCUUAAAAUAAUCACCAUGUAGAUAAUUAAUGUAAAUCUGUUAUUACAUUUAGAGUACAUAUUAGAAGAACCGACACAAUUAUAUACGAAGCUAAAAUACAUAAACUCGAUGAAUACAUGACUCACGUCGAAGAAUAUUAUAAAAUAAGACAGUUACAGAGCGACGCAGUCAUAAUAAAACGAAUUUAUUUGGCUACAGAUGACCCGACUUUGUUCACCGAGGCUAAACUCAAGUAAUGCAAAUAACAUUAUUUCUAAAUUAUUUGACUUUUAAAAAUUAAAAAAAUUAUUUUAAGACAGUUGCAAUAAUAUUCGUUAUUUUAUGAAUUUAAACUAAUAAACUGGAGUUAAACAAAUAGACGUACUAUUAGUUCAAUUUCUAUUUCGAAAUACGAUAUAACUUCGUAUGAUUCUUAUAAUGUUUUGUAGAAAAAAUAUUGCAAUUUUUUUUAAUGGCACAUUUAAAACCGUGAUUAUUUUAAGAAUAAAAGGUAGACUUAUCAUGUGCUACAGCAAACGAAUAUUUCCUACAAAACAUAAACCAGAAAUCAAAAAAUUAAAAUAUGUUUACAAAUUCAAAAUUGGGCGAACGGUAGGUAUAGUGAGUAAAUUUUGCUGCAAGCGUAUGGAUCAAAAUUGUCAUAUUAGUCGGUUGAUACGGUCGUACCUCCUUCCCCUUAAAUGAAUCUUGGGCAGUAGAUUAGUGGAAAACUCUGAUCAUUAAAAGAUAAAAAAUAAUUUGCAAAUUUUACAUAAUUAAAUAAAAUUUGGAAAAUAGUCUCCAACCUUCUCAAAUGGUAAAAUUUAAUGAAAUUUAAUUCGCCUAUUACACAUUAACGGUUUUUCCGCAAAUUCACAUACCAAUGGUUUAAUAAAGGUAUCCCGAGUACGAAAUUAUCGGCGAUGAAGAAAUUUCCAGAACCACGGACGUCCUCGUUUAUCACAAUGUAGCACUAAAUGGAAUCGUCGACGAUAUUUAUUUCUUAUCGCUCUGCGACUACUUAGUCUGUACGUUUUCGUCGCAGGUAUGUACUUUGAUAAUAAUUUAAAUAAUUUAUUAAGGGAAACGUAUUAGUAUUACAUAUUAUUCGAUUUAAACCUAAAAGCCAGACAAAACUGUAAAGGAAUUGUGUUUAAGAGAUUUCGAUUUUAAGAACAGAUUAUAAUUAUUUAAGUUCUUUACUGGGAUAUUUUGGAAAUGGAAACAAAAUUUACUUAAAGAAUUUUGCUUUUUAUUCGUGAUAGACUUAAAAUUAAAAUUAAAAAUCCAACAUGUUAUUAAAUAAAUAAGCUAAUAAAAUGGUUUGAAAGAUCAUAAUAUGUUUUGAUAAUUUUAAUUCUUACAGUUUUGAUUGUCUGGUUUUUCGGGGUAAAAGGUCAUACCCGUCCGUCAAAACGGCCGUACCCCUUAAAUGGCUAUCGGGUAUUAUAAUAAUGGAAAAGCGUUAAAAUUAAAGUGGUCAUUAAAAUGCGAAAAAAAAAAUUCAAAUUCCCGUAACAAUACGUAAAAAAAAAAAAUAUUAAACUCCAGCCGUUUAUACACAUCAGGUCUGUCGAACGGCCUACGAGAUAAUGAAUACCCUCCAUCCGGACGCGUCGAGUCUGUACACGUCUUUGGACGACGUGUACUAUUACGGGGGUCAAAAUUUCAGACUCAACAAAGCCGUACUGGCGCAUGAAUCCGACGGGCCGGACGAAAUCGACCUACAAGUAAACGAUGAGAUCCACGUUGCCGGCAACCACUGGAACGGUUAUUCGAAAGGAACGAAUAUAAGAACGGGAAUUACAGGCCUCUAUCCUACAUUCAAAGUACAUAAUAUUAUAUUUUACGGUUCGUAUCGCGGAAAUUCUAAUCGAAUUUAUGAUAUUAUAGGUCGUCCCGGUAAUUCAGUCGGCAAAUUUUUCACUUCACAAUGAGCAGUACACCGAAUUCUAAUAUUCCGUUACAAAUUUAAUAUUAACAACCUUCGCACCCAAUACCAUUACUAUAGUCUACCAAUUAUCGUUGAAUUAUAUGAAAUAUCAUUAGAUUUUAUAAAUAUUUUUGAUUUCAACAUUUAUCUAUUUCAACAUUUACACCCUAGUGAUUAGUUCUAUCCGAGAUAAUCAAAAAAACAUAUAGAAAUCAUCUGGUUCC